Molecule: messenger RNA, 922 nt
Organism: Triticum dicoccoides
Lineage: Eukaryota; Viridiplantae; Streptophyta; Magnoliopsida; Poales; Poaceae
Product: exocyst complex component EXO70H1-like
Exons: 1
Coding region: 16-876 (286 amino acids)
Biological process (GO): exocytosis
Cellular component (GO): exocyst
Molecular function (GO): phosphatidylinositol-4,5-bisphosphate binding
Source: RefSeq, a predicted model, not a curated record
GCGAGCAUCACCAAAAUGCUCGAUGUCGUGGAUGCCAUCAUCGCCGUUGUCGAAGCGGAAAAGCUACAUGUUGUGCUUGACAUGUUUACAUGUGUCUGUGGUGCGUCGCACAUGUUAAGCAUUUUCAAUGAGAUAGGCGGCCUGUUCGAGAGACAAGCACAUAGGCUAGGCGAGAUCACAGUAAGCACGAUGGAGGAGGUGAGGACACUCGUGGAGGAAGAUGACUCAUGGGCUAUCGAGAUCUCGCGAGGAGGAGGCGAGGUUCACAAGAACACUCGGCUCAUCAUGGAUUGCGUCGUAUCCAUGAAGAAUGCACGGACUUCGAUGCAAAACUCUGCACCGAGCCACAACUCUGAAAACCUUCGCGGCGUGAUCGAUGGCACAAUCGAUUAUCUGAAGGAUCUGCUCUUCACAAAAUCGGAGUCAAGCUCGGAUCAAGGCCUCCGGUAUCUUUUCCUGCUCAACAAUUCCUAUUUCGUAGCUCAUGCGGUCUCUGAGUCAUCAGCAUCUCCUGCAUACCUAAAUCAAUUGCAUUAUUGUGAGGCAUACAUGUAUAGUUAUCUCGAUGUUUCUUGGGGGCAUGUACUCUCCUGCAUACCAAAAUCGAGAUUUCCUGGACCGAUCCAUUGUUGGAUAAACACGUCCUCAUUGGUGAAAUUCGAGUCGGCAUUUCACAAAACGUACCAGACUCAGAAGUUGUGGAAGGUUCCAGACCCUCGGCUCAGAGAUGCGCUGCGGAGAGCUAUCAUUGAGAGAGUCGUUACAAGUUACCGCAACUACCUGGAGGAGCAUCCGGAGCUAGAGAAACACGCUGGCCGCGAAAGCAGUAGUCCUGAAGUUUUGGAGGAGAUGUUAGGAGAGCUAUUUGAAGGAUGAAAAGUUGAAAACUGCUCAAGAUAUGGGACAGGGUCACCCGACAAAU